Molecule: messenger RNA, 3096 nt
Organism: Priceomyces carsonii
Lineage: Eukaryota; Fungi; Ascomycota; Pichiomycetes; Serinales; Debaryomycetaceae
Gene: RAT1
Product: ssRNA exonuclease
Exons: 1
Coding region: 1-3096 (1031 amino acids)
Biological process (GO): nucleobase-containing compound metabolic process
Cellular component (GO): nucleus
Molecular function (GO): nucleic acid binding; 5'-3' RNA exonuclease activity
Source: RefSeq, a predicted model, not a curated record
AUGGGUGUUCCAGCAUUAUUUAGAUGGCUUUCUAAAAAGUAUCCUAAAAUUAUUACGCCAGUGAUUGAAGAAAACACCAAGGAAGAGAUAGGUACACCGCAAUAUAGUGACCCCAAUCCUAAUGGCGAAGUUGAUAAUCUAUACUUGGAUAUGAACGGUAUAGUGCACCCUUGUUCACAUCCCGAGAAUAAGCCGGCGCCAGAAACGGAAGAUGAGAUGCUUUUAGAUAUUUUUAAAUAUACUGAUAGGGUGUUAAUGAUGGCUCGUCCGAGAAAAGUAUUAAUAAUAGCUGUUGACGGGGUUGCUCCACGAGCCAAAAUGAACCAACAAAGAGCGAGACGUUUCAGGUCUGCACAAGAUGCUAAGAUUUCACACGAAGAAAAGGAACGACAAAUUAAAGAGAGAGAACUCAGAGGUGAGGUUAUUGAUGAUGCUAUCAAAGGUAAAAAAUCAUGGGAUUCAAACGCAAUUACUCCUGGUACUCCAUUUAUGGAUAAGCUAGCUGCAGCUUUAAGGUACUGGGUUGCUUAUAAGCUUUCAAGCGAUCCUGGUUGGGCUAAUUUACAGAUCGUUAUCAGUGAUGCUUCAGUUCCUGGUGAAGGUGAGCAUAAAUUAAUGAAUUUUAUAAGACUGCAACGACUGGAUCCCGAGUACAAUCCCAAUACAAAGCAUUGUAUCUAUGGAUUAGAUGCAGAUUUGAUUUUCUUAGGCUUGGCGACGCAUGAACCUCAUUUUAGAGUUUUGAGAGAAGACGUGUUUGCUAAUCAAUCUAGGCAAUUGAAAGUUUCUGAUCAAAUUCUGAUGACGCAGGAACAGAAAGAUGCUUUAGUGGAAAAGGAUGGUCAGAAGCCAUUUUUAUGGCUUCAUGUGAAUGUAUUAAGAGAAUACCUAGAAGUGGAAUUAUUCAACCCUCACUUACCUUUCCCGUUUGAUUUAGAACGGGCUAUUGAUGAUUGGAUCUUUAUGUGCUUUUUUGUGGGUAAUGAUUUUUUACCGCAUUUGCCUAGUCUUGAUGUUAGGGACAAUGGAAUUGACAUUCUCGUGAAUUGUUGGAAGAGAAUAUUGCCAAAGCUUAAGGGAUAUAUAACAUGCGAUGGGAACCUCAAUUUGGAUGGUGUUGAAAAACUUCUAGCUUCGUUGGCUUAUAAGGAGGAUGAUAUAUUUAGGAGAAGGCAUGAAUUCGAAAAACGAAGGGAAGACAAUGAUAAAAGACGUAAAGUGGCGCAGGAAGAAGAAAAAGCAUUGAAGGCUCAGUACAUGCAGCAAGUAUCAAAAGGAUCUGACAAGGCACCAUUAACUGCUGAUACCAACAUGCCAUUAUUUACCACUAGCGGUGAGUCUGUCGAUGGGUUUGCGACCUUGACAAAUAAAGAAAUCGUUGCCAAUAGGGACAUUAUUACCAAGGCUAAUAUGUCCAAUGCAGAUGCAGCUGCUUCUCUAAAGGCUCUUCUUGACUCAAAGAAGAGCGAUAAUAUCAGCGCUGCAGAAGCAGUUCAAUUAUCACAAGAAAAUCAAGGCGAGAAUAAGAAUCAGGUGGUGGAUACUCAAGCUGAAAGAGAAAAGAAAAGAACAAUCGAAGAAGUCUCUGAAUCAAAUUCUCCAACGCCAGAUGCAGACAGUGAUAAAGUUAGGAUGUGGGAGCCUGGCUAUCGUAAAAGAUAUUAUCAGACUAAAUUCCAUGCAGUUACUCCUGACCAGAUCAAUGAAGCACGCAGAGACGUCGUUAAGUCUUAUUUAGAAGGUAUUUCGUGGGUUUUAUUGUAUUAUUAUCAAGGAUGCCCCUCUUGGCAAUGGUAUUAUCCCUACCAUUAUUCGCCUUUUGCUGCGGAUUUUGUUGAUAUUGCAAACAUAGUAGGUGAAGAGGGAAUAACCUUCAAAUUGGGACAGCCAUUUAGGCCAUAUGAGCAAUUAAUGUCAGUAUUGCCAGCUGCUUCGGGCCAUAAUUUGCCCGAAGUUUUUAGAGGUCUAAUGUCGGAUCCAUCAAGUGAAAUUAUUGACUUUUAUCCUGAGGAUUUUCAGAUCGACAUGAAUGGUAAAAAAAUGAGUUGGCAAGGGAUUGCGUUGUUACCCUUUAUCGAUGAAGAUCGUUUACUUAAAGCAGUUCAAGCUCAAUACCCAUUAUUGAGUGAAUACGAGGAAGACAGGAAUACUCUUAAACAUGAUGUGUUAUUCAUAUCAAAUGAAAAUAAGAACUAUCGAAAGUUUAACGAACAUCUUUAUGGAGAAGUGACAACACAAGUUGUGUCAUUCAGAUCAUCGAAGACUGGUUUGGCUGGAACCGCUUCUUCUAUUGAAAAUUUCAAAGGGAAUGCAAAAAUGAUAUUUCCUUUAAAACAAGGAAACAUGCCAGAUAUUCAAAAUAGUGACUACUUGCAAGUUACUUAUAAGAUGCCACCGAAGAAACAUGGAAAAUCCAUGCUAUUAAAUGGCUAUAUCCCACACGUUAAAGCCUUGACACAAGAAGAUAAAGAUGGGAUCCUCUAUGGACAGGGUAGGAAUGCUGGAAGCAGAUUCCGCACUCCAAACGAUAAUAGUAGCUAUAUUAACACGGGUCCUUGUGGAAAGGAGCUCUAUUUGACUUAUAGUAUGCGUUUCGGUGGCUAUAGGUCCUUUUUACAAAUGACGAAGCAAAAUAAUCAUGGCUUCGAAAUGAGGUCAAACUUCAACAAAGCUAGCUAUCGUCAAAAUACUUACAACGGUAAACAAACAGGAUAUCAAAACAACUACAAUAAUCACAAGUUCAACAACUCUAACAGGGGACCGCCAAACCAGCAGUAUAACCAUUAUAAGCGUGGCUAUAAUAACAAUUUUAAAGGAAGCGUAGGCAAUCAGGGCAGAUACAAUCAUGGAUACAAUAAUGAUAGUUAUAACAACUACAAUAACAACUACAAUAGCAACUACAAUAAUAGCUACAAUCAAACUCAUCACAACAACUACAACAACAGUUAUAGUAACAGGCAAUCUACUUUUAACAAUGCUCAACAUACAAACAAUAGGUUUAACGAUGGAGGCCAUCAGCAAGAUCACCAGAGGUUCCCUAAUAAUAACAGGGGUCCCGGAAACUCUAGUCAAGGCUACAAUGGCUAUAGGCGUUAG